UAUUUGUUUAUAUUUAAAACGUAUAUUUAUAAUGUAUAUCGGUACAGAAUGUAAACUUUCUAGAUAAAUCGGUCAACGUAUUUUUUUUAUUUUAGUUUUUCUUUAAGAAAAAUACAUUAAUAACUCUGCGGGAUUGUCAACGAAUGGCAUUCGCGUGUUUCACGUAAAUGAUCGAAGGUGUUUGUCAACAUAGCGAAGAUAAUGAACUGUAAACAUUACUUAAGUUGAUGCAUUACAUUUGAUAAACUCGAAAUUAAGAUGAAAAGAACAAGAUUCUUAUUGUUUAGAUGUGAACUGGUUUUUAUUUGGUUGGAAAUAGUAUGCGGCGAAUCCGUAGGUCCUUUGAAGCUCGUAAGCAAGAAUUUAAUGGAAUCCAAACAGGACUAUUGUUUAAAAGAAGCCGAAUGCCGUGAAUUAAAUAACUUCACUUGCUUAGGGAUGACGUUGCCUUAUACAAAAACAUCCAACCAUUUUACCAGCUUAAACCAAAACGAUACUCAGGACAUUCUUAAUAAAUGGAAAGUACUUCAAAGUGUUCCUAAAUGCUGGUCUGUUAUUCAACCAUUAUUAUGUGCUAUAUAUAUGCCAAAGUGUGAAAAUGGUUUUGUUACACUUCCUAGCCAAGAAAUGUGCAACAUUACUAGAGGACCAUGUAGAGUUGUUGCCAAAGAACAAAAGUGGCCAAAUUAUUUAUUAUGUGAAAAUGAUGAUUUAUUUCCAUCUGGAUGUAAGGUAUUUAGCAAAAUCUUAUUUUGUUUAGUAUUUUUUCCCAAUAUUUUUCAGAUCACUUUCCUUAUUGAUUGGAAAAAUGCAAAUAAGUAUCCAGCAGUAGUUAUCUUUUACAUUAAUAUUUGUUUCCUAAUUAAUUGCAUUGGGUGGCUAGCUCAGUUUACUCCUGGUGCUAGAAGAAACAUAGUUUGUCAUCAAGAUGGUACGUUCAGACAAGGAGAACCAAGAAAUGGUUCAAACUUAUCUUGCAUUAUUGUUUUCAUUUUAACUUAUUACUCUCUGAUGGCAUCUAUUGUUUGGUUUGUGAUACUUGCAUACACAUGGAGCAUAUCAUUUCGAAAUGUGGGAAUUCCAAGAGAUUUAACAGAAGGAAAAGCAGCUUAUUUUCAUAUGGUAUCAUGGAGUCUUCCUUUAAUUUUAACAAUCACUAUAAUGGCUCUCAGUGAGGUAAAUGGAAGUUCUAUAUAUGGUAUAUGUUUUGUUGGGUAUAUAAAUCAGUCAGCUCGUGGAGGAUUUCUUCUGGUUCCUGUUGCUUUAGCUACUGUAAUUGGAAUAUUUUUUCUAUUGAGAGGUAGAUGGAAGUUCUAUAUAUGGUAUAUGUUUUGUUGGGUAUAUAAAUCAGUCAGCUCGUGGAGGAUUUCUUCUGGUUCCUGUUGCUUUAGCUACUGUAAUUGGAAUAUUUUUUCUAUUGAGAGGAUUAAAAAAAGCCUUCUUAUAUUAAUUAAAGUAAAAAUAAAAAGUGGAGAAAUUAUUAAAGACAAUAUGAAUAUGAAAAUUCAGUACAUGAUUAUCAGAAUUGCUAUUUUUACCUUUCUUUGUUUACUAUUUGUAUCAUUUUCUUUUGGAUGUCAUAUAUACGAAUAUAAGUACCAACAAGAAUGGAAGAACAGUUUGUGGAAAUAUAUUGUUUGCUCAGCCAAGAAGGCAGCAGAGAUGCACGAAAACAAAAGCACCUGCUCAUUUAAGAAUCGCAUGAGUCCAAUGGUCAUUUAUCUUCAUCUGAUAUCUGUGUUUGGCACUGGUAUAUUGAUGUCAUCUUGGGUGUGGACCGCAUCAUGUGUUAAUGCUUGGAAACGUUUCUUUUAUCGGUAAGAUAGUUAUCAAUAAAAAUUUUACAAA
Messenger RNA from Centruroides sculpturatus (bark scorpion), 1848 nucleotides. Its product is annotated as smoothened homolog. The transcript has 12 exons. Gene Ontology annotation, molecular function: transmembrane signaling receptor activity; patched binding. Lineage: Eukaryota; Metazoa; Arthropoda; Arachnida; Scorpiones; Buthidae. Gene Ontology annotation, biological process: commissural neuron axon guidance; positive regulation of smoothened signaling pathway; central nervous system development. Gene Ontology annotation, cellular component: dendrite; cilium; plasma membrane. Bases 259 to 1821 code for a protein of 520 amino acids. The record is from RefSeq and is a predicted model, not a curated record.